GGGUCUCAGCAGGUUCGCACUAUCAUACUUCAUCAUGGCGGACGCCGACUCACUUCACGACAUGUCCGAUGUCGAUGCUGAUCCAAGUGCAAUUGAAGCGGAUGCAGAAGACGAAGAAGCAAAUGAUGAAAGUGUUGAUCCAUCCUUGAGAAAGAAAAGUAAGAAAAAGAAGAGGAAGACGAAAGAUGUGGAAAGAUCAAGUGGGGACUCUGACAACCAAGGACCAGAGACUGUGGAAACGAACUUGUUAGAAGUUCAUGAUAAUGUUUCUUUGUCUCACUCGGGAGUUGAAGCUGAUUCAGAGAGUCAGGAGUCACAUGAUUCAAAGACUGACAGCCAUUCACCGGAGAAUGCAGCGGAUGGGACUGACUCUAAGGGUGGACCAGAUGUUCAGAUCAAGCACCUCUCUCAGAUUCAGAAUGCUUUGGAGAUGUUAGCUAUGCCGCAAGCAGCCCCGAAAAGCAUGGAUGAAGCAAAAAAAAAGAAAUUUCAGUUUUGGGAAACACAACCAGUACCAAAGUUUGGGACAGAUGACGAUAUCAAAGUGAAUGAAGAGAUCGAAGCAGACAAAACUCCUGAGGAGAUUCGCCAGGAGCCACUCUCUCUCCCAGGGGGGUUUACAUGGGACACUCUGGACAUAAGCGAGCCUCUUAUUCUGAAAGAACUGUAUACAUUGCUCAACGAAAACUAUGUUGAAGAUGAUGAUAAUAUGUUUCGUUUUGACUACUCUCCUGAAUUUCUACAAUGGGCCCUUCAACCACCAGGCUGGUUAAGAGAGUGGCAUUGUGGAGUGCGGGUUGUGAAGAGCAAGAAGUUGGUGGGCUUCAUCAGUGCAGUUCCCGCACAUAUCAAAAUAUAUGACAGAUCAAAGAAAAUGGUUGAGAUCAACUUCCUUUGUGUUCACAAAAAACUGCGUGCUAAACGUGUAGCCCCUGUACUGAUCAAGGAGAUAACACGGCGUGUCCACCAGCAAGGUCUUUUCCAAGCAGUGUACACAGCUGGUGUGGUGCUACCGAAACCAGUGGCCUCAUGCAGAUACUGGCACAGAUCUUUGAAUCCUAGAAAGCUGAUCGAGGUGAAGUUCUCUCACCUGAGUCGGAACAUGACAAUGCAGAGAACUUUGAAGCUGUACAAGCUUCCAGAUAGUCCCAAAACUCCAGGAUUUAGAGAGUUAACACCUGCUGAUGUGCCGGAAGCAUUCAAGCUGCUCUCACAGUUCAUGCUGCGCUACAAACUCAUCCCGUUGUUCUCGGAGGAAGAAUUUCGUCACUGGUUCAUCCCUCGGCCCGGCAUAAUCAAUAGCUUUGUUGUUGAGAGCAAUGGCAAGUUGACCGACUUUGUGAGCUUCUACUCUCUUCCAUCAACCAUUAUGCACCACCCAAAUCACAAGUCUUUACGAGCUGCCUACUCUUUCUACAACGCUAGCACAAAGACGCCUUGGGUAGAUCUUAUGCAAGAUACUCUCAUUGUGGCGAAAAAUAUGGGAUUUGAUGUCUUUAAUGCCUUGGAUCUUAUGGACAACAAAGAUUUCCUAGAGAAACUAAAGUUUGGUGUGGGCGAUGGCUUUCUGCAGUAUUAUCUCUACAACUGGAGGUGCCCCCAUAUGGAAACAAACCAGGUUGGACUGGUUUUACAAUGAUAGUGAUACAGUUAGCAGUGUCGACAGGAUGCUACAACAUUUGGAUGUGAAUAUUUUCACAUACAUGUGAUAUGUGCUUAGUUAUGAAAAUGAUUUUUUUCUCUUUCAUUUUCCUUCUAAGGAUUAUGGUUUUUAAUACUUUUUUUUAGUCAAAAGAAGAAAGAAUUAACAUAGUUUCGGGAUGGUAUGGUGUGCUCUUAUUCAUUGAUUUUUUUUUUAGUGAGCAAAAAAUGAGAAACGACAUACCUCCUGGCACUUGCUUUAACAAAAGUUAACCAUCCACUGUUCUAUUCUGGUGCAAGUAGAAACAAGUCAACAAGAUAAAGUUCUUAUUGGCUGUCUUUAGGGUGGGGUGGGGGGUUGUUUUUUUCCAAAUCGAAAAUAAAAUUUGGGGGGGGGGGGGGGAAGGAAGGCAGAUACUGAGGUGGGGUCAGAAUUUGGUAAACAAGUGCUUGUCUUGUCGACCUGAUAUUACUGUUGAUUUGAAAUGGACUUUUUAUGUUUAAUUGCAAGGACUUUUAUUUUUGCUUGAGCCAUGUAAAACAUUAGCACGCCUCUCCUUGCUAUCGUGGUCUUCAUAAAUGACAGCUGAACGGAUGCUGGUGCUAAAUGGUAGACAUUUGCAAGGGUUCUCUUUUUAAAAAAAAUUGAAAUUGGUGACCCAGUUGUGUAGAUGGUCCAAGAAAAUAAUUGUGUAAUACCUGUAUUAAGAAGCCUGUAUUCUCUGUGUUUUACUUAAUCUUUUUAAUUUAAUUUUUUUUUAUUUUGUCGUCUCAUUUUGUGUUACUAAACCAUUUGUGGGUUUUCUACUGUUCAAGUAUGAACUUGACCUGGUUUCUAUUAAAGUGUACUUUCUGCCGUCCAGUACCACUCAAGCUUCAACUUCAGUAUAUAUGUGUCACAGCGUGGUGGAAUCAGGCGCUCGUCAAUUUUUAGACAUGUUGAGUUAUGGGUAUCAUCUUAAGAAUUGUUCUGGUGUCUUGCUUUUGGCGAAAAAAAUGAUCUAUCUUGAAUAGAAAUCAAGAUAUAUGAGAUUGAAGAAGGUGGGGUCGCCUGGUUUCAAAGGUAGAAUUAGUGAGAAAAUGGCUGCCAAAGUUUGGAUGUGUCCGUAGCUUGAACAGUCUGUGGAAACUGAAAACGUACUUUUUAGUGUCAUUAGUCAGUAAAAUCUGCCCAGAAAUGUGUUCUUAAUUGGAACAAUGGGUUAAGCCAAAAAACAAAAAUUUGAUUAAAAUUGCCAACAGGCAGAAAACUGUCAGUUUCUUCAAUUUCAUAAUUUUGAAGAGCGCCUGAUUUCGCCAUAAUGCCUCACAUAUUGAUUCUUUAAAAAAUGAACUUUAUUGUUCUAUCACUAUCUCCAUUAGUAUUAUACCGGUACUAUAAAAAAAUAAAAAGUAAACAAAGUUGGGGUUUUUUAUGUGUAUAUUUUCAGAAUUACUUGGUAAGAAUUGUUUGAGAAACAUUUACAAUAGGAUCAAACAAAAGUGCCAACUGUUUCCAUUCUUUCCUUUGUGUGCCCUUAAAUUUUGAUUUUUACCUAUAGAUGGAUAGGAGUAGAAAAAUGUGAAAAUGGCUAUGUAUGAGUAAUUUUGCUCUCAAAGAAGUGAUUGUGUUGUUUGCUGUGGAACUCUGAUCUUGAAUAUCUCAGAGUGAAUGGAAUUGGGGCUUAUGAUGCUUUCUUUCAUGCAUAGAAAGAAAUGAACACAUGUUGGUACUGCAUUAUGUAGAGGUGCAACUGUAAGCUUUUUUAAACACUUUGUUCUGAUUGUAUCCGUAACAUUUUCUAUUGCAUGUGAUUUUAAGAGGCUGUAUGUUUUGCGAAGUGAUUGACCACUUGAUGUGUGGAGUGGGUAGUUUGUUUGCAGGAAGAGCUGUUUUCCUGCUGUCUGUGAAGAGUGCAAAACCAGCACAUAAAAUGAAGUUGCCGUCUCUAAUAAAGAGUGGAAGUCUAAGAGUUUGUAAAACAGUGUCAAUCCCUCUUUUGAACAAGUGUGAUUGGAUUUAGUUAACAGUAACAGCUUAUCUGCUUGUGUGUUUGGCAUGGUACUUGGCAGAUGCAGUUUGGUGCGGUGGAAUGGCAGUUUUAGUGAGUCUCAUGCUGAUCAGUCUUUCUCUUAUAUAUAUGGGAAAGCCGCUGAUAAAUCCAAUGUUUGUAUAUAUGCUGAGUUUGUACUGUGCAUAAAGCUUUGUCAAAAUAAAAGUGUAGGUGGAAAUUGGAAACGAUUUAUCUGCUGGCAAGUUUAUUUUGUCUGGGAAUUAGAUUUUAGUGCCUAGACAUGUAUUGGAAGAAAAAUCUGCUUUUACAUGAUACCACUGCAUAAAUCUGAAGUGAAACUUUUAUUUUCCUUUUUUUUAGUGUCUUAAGUUAGUGUUUGUCAUCCACAUUGAUACAGAUUUAUCAGUGAUCGAGACUUUAUUCGAAAGAUUUUGUUAAAUACCGGUACAUUGAUAUUGAUUUUGUGAAGAGUUCACACAGUUAGGGUACAGUGCACUAUACCAUUGAUUGUGUGCUUCCUUCAUCAACACAGGAGCCAUCAGCCAAGAUUUUUAGUGCUGGGAGCUUUUCUCUCAGUGUCUGUCGAAAGAUUUACUCAGGUUAAGUGCAUAGGCUUAGUUUGUGAAUCUCUGGCUAUAGGUAUGAGCUUGCCAUAUUAUGUUGUCUUACAGAUUUACUAUUGUUCAGUAAUCAAACUCUUGCUAAUGUCUCUUGAAUACCUCCUUUUAUUUUUUCCUUUUAAUCUUUAAAACGAACGCCAUGUUUCACAUGGUCAAAGUCAAAGUCUUGUGAGUCAUCUCAGAUCUAUGGGUGUCUGUGGUUUGAUUUUGAUGAAGAGGAAGAAUGUUUUGAAGUUUUGAAUUUCCAUUGGGCUUUGACAGCCUUGUGUAAUUCAUUUCAUUAUUAUUUUUUCGAUGAAUAAAAAUCUAAGUUAUUCAAA
Aplysia californica (California sea hare) is the source of this 4575-nucleotide messenger RNA. Its product is annotated as glycylpeptide N-tetradecanoyltransferase 2. Gene Ontology annotation, cellular component: cytoplasm. The record is from RefSeq and is a predicted model, not a curated record. The coding region runs from base 35 to 1639 and encodes 534 amino acids. Gene Ontology annotation, biological process: N-terminal peptidyl-glycine N-myristoylation. Gene Ontology annotation, molecular function: glycylpeptide N-tetradecanoyltransferase activity. The transcript has 13 exons. Lineage: Eukaryota; Metazoa; Mollusca; Gastropoda; Aplysiida; Aplysiidae.